GGACCAAUAUCCUACAUGUACUUUGUGGAGUAUUUAAGCCUAAUUUUUCACUAUUUAGGAAAUUGUGAGACAGAAUAUAUGGACAAAAUUACCAUGGAGAAUGGUCAUGCUGUAAAAUUUUCAUCAGAUUCUAUAGAUGACCUAGCUUUGAUUGAGAAUGAAACAUUUGACUUUGAUUUGCCUGUUUCACCCCAAGAAUGUCAUGGCAACAACAAGUUAAUUGAUCUACAAGAAGAUGAUGAGAUGGUAGAUGAUGAGGAUGAGGUGUUCAUCGGUCCAGUUGGGCAUAAAGAAAAGUGUGUGGCAACAAAUGCAGAGAUGGCCAUUGCCGAGCAAAAACCCAUGAGUCCACCAACAGCAGAGCAAUAUGCAUCUCUCUUCAAAGAGGCAAUGGCCCUCUCACUUGAGCUGCAGGGCACAUCAUCCAGUAGUGGAUCAUCUUCCUCUAACAGAUCUGACUCAAGUUCUUCUAUAAAAGAGCCUAAUGAAAGGAAAUCCAGUGUUACUCCUGCCCUGGACUGCAUCCAAGAAAAUUUGGGAGCUAAAGAAGUAGUCCAGGGUGUCAAAGAGAAGCAUGCAGGAUGUGAAGACGAGGAUACAAUGUCUGAAUUGGAGCGUUUCAAACGUCCAGUUAAAAAGGAUAUUCGUAAUCCCACUAGGCGUGGUACUUACACUGUAGCAUCAAAUCAACCAAGUCCAUACCCUACAGCAGAAACCAUUGAUUGUAUAAAACCUGAACCAAAGGGAGAUCCUCCUAUCAAAGUAUUACAGCCUCGACCUCCUACACAGAGUAUUAUAGCAAGAGGAAGGGGUUCUAUGCUACCUACAAGGGGACUACGUAGGCCAACUCCUGUAUCAACAAGAAAAUGUGAUGACACUGCUUCAAGAAGUGAUCAAUCUAAGAAUGGAACAGCAAAUCAUCAAGAGAUUACCAAGAUUCCAAACAGUGGAUUUCAGAAGCCUUUGGUCAAGAAAUUGAUCCCUAAAGCUUCCGGUCUGAAGAAACCAGGUUUCAUGAGUGAAAGCAAUGUCCCUUCAGAAACCAAGACAGCAGCUACCAAGCUUCCUACCAAGAAGAUAGGUUUGAUGAAACCCUCUACAAUCAGCAGACCAGCUAAUAGAAAUGGAACCAAUGGAGCAGUAGCAAACAAGCCUCAACCUAUGAAGGCAACAAUGACAUUUGGGGCUAGUAAUGAGGAUAGUUCCGGGGCUGCCACUAAUGGAACAAGACCUUCUAAAAAGGCCAUAGUCACAUCUCAGGUUCCUAGUACUGGCAAGAGGAAAGUUGCGGCACCUCGUGCAGCGACACCCAGCACACCGGUGUUUCAAGAGAAAAAAGUGAUUCCAAAGAGAUUACUUGCUAGUGGUACAGGAGGGACCACUACACCUGCUAAAGGAGCAGUUACACCAAGAAGAAGUUCAAUUUCAUCUUUACCCAGACCAUCUACUCCUGUUCAACCUAGUACCCCACAUACUAGACACACCAGCAUCUCAGUACCCCCUAGUUCUGUUGGUACUUCAUCAGCUAGACGUAGAUCUGGUAUCCCUACUCCCAACAGACGAGCAAGCACUACUACCAGACCAGGGAGUAGGUUGGCAGCACCCUCUGCAAUAUCAAGACCACAAUCAGCCCAAGCGACCCGGAAGGAAUCAUCAAGGUUUUCUCCUCUUCUACUCAGUCCCCUCCAGACUCCACCUGAAUUCAAACUUUCUCCUGAUGGUCCAGAUGAUAUUACCAAACCUUUACAGGUAGAUGAUAUCAUCCCUCAUCCUGAUGCAACAGGUUCUUCACCAGAGUUUACAUUACAAAAGAAUCCUGCUCCUGAUAAUGUAUUGAGGACAAGGACUAAUCUACCAGUCAAAGAGUCUAGUCCAGUGACAAAACUUGCAACACCCAAAGAUAAGCCUUCAGUUGGAACGCUCAUUGAUUUUGGCAGUGCUACACCAAAAGACAAGAAGGGCAUGAAGACACCAAUGCAACCAGAGCAAACUGCAGUCAAAGAGAACCUAUUAAUUGACCUGUGAAAGACAACAUCAAGAUCAUCUCAUUCCUAUUGACUGGUAACAUUUCUUCCAGAGUACUCUCUGAUUUAUUACCAUGUUCAUAUUGUGCAGACUAAUCAGAUGAUAUGAUACCAGUCUACAGCAAUCAAUCUAGGAUGGUGAAAGUCACAAGAGACUGCUUGUCAGAUAUUGGUAUCAUGUUUCAAAGCAAACAUAAGAAUAUCAAGACAUUGAUAUCACACUGUUUUGAAAAUGAGAAGAGAUAAAAUGGGUUGAUGUGUUUGUUGCAGACACAAUGAUCUUAUUCUACUGAUAUCAUGUUAAUACAGUUCAUAAUGUGAUUUAUCUCUUUAGUUAUGUGACAAGUGAAGAAAGAUUGAAGUGUUACACCCAAACACUAUCAACAUGCCAUUGUUUUGAGUACACUACAAUAUAUGAAAUAUUUUCAAAUUUUGUUUAUCUUCCUCUUGAAAUAAUCAUGAACGACUGGGUCUUGGAUAUUUACCAGUAAUCAAAUCAUCAAUCAUAUGAACCGAUGCUUUCUCAGAUAUUAUGGGAUUUAUCAUCUUUACAAACGGCAUCAAUCAAAUUGAUAAUUUAUAUUCAGAUUAGGCUGUUGUUUUUAUUAUUUUUUUUGUUCUUGGGGAAAAAACAAUCUUGCAUGAUAUUGGCAAAUAAUAGUGGAUCCCGAAUGAACAUCAAUAACAGAUAAUGUGCUGAGACAUGUAUAAUUACUAAUGUGCAUACAGGUUUUAUGCAUCACUGUAUGUAUGCAUACAAAUAUGUGCAUUUCAUGUGUCCAAUUUAUAUUAAAAAUUAUAUACUUUUUGGUCAGUUUAGCAGAGGAAUGCAUAUAUAUAUUGUCUAUCCAUGUUAUUUUUUAAAUGAAAUAAAACUGUAAAAAUUAUUUAUUGAGAAUUCCAUCCUAAAUAACAAAGCAUAAAAAAACUCUGAGAGGAUAAACUACUUCAUUUGUGAAAAUAUGAUUAAAGAUGAGAUUCUGGAAUUUGUAUUCUAUAAAGCACAGACUAGUUUUACUGUGAUCAUGAACCUUGAAGGUCCAUAUUAUGAUUUAUCUUUGAAAGGAAUUAUAUAUCAAAUUCCAUUCAUUCAUAAUACAUCGAUCUCUUCAUUAUUCUAGAAAUUUUGAUAAAGGAAAGGGAAUUUAUGUUCUAAUACAUUACAGUCUUGCAAACAAGUUUUCACUGAUAUAGCAUUUGAGUUAUAACUCCCUUUUUGUCUCACCUGCAAAGCAAAGUGAGACUAUAGGCGCCGCUUUUCCGACGGCGACGGCGGCGGCGGC
Lytechinus variegatus (green sea urchin) is the source of this 3307-nucleotide messenger RNA. Its product is annotated as G2 and S phase-expressed protein 1-like. Gene Ontology annotation, molecular function: microtubule binding. Bases 16 to 2025 code for a protein of 669 amino acids. Gene Ontology annotation, cellular component: microtubule cytoskeleton. The record is from RefSeq and is a predicted model, not a curated record. Lineage: Eukaryota; Metazoa; Echinodermata; Echinoidea; Temnopleuroida; Toxopneustidae. The transcript is spliced from 11 exons.